Rhodofomes roseus is the source of this 1036-nucleotide messenger RNA. RefSeq lists its product as uncharacterized. NCBI's taxonomy places the organism in Eukaryota, Fungi, Basidiomycota, Agaricomycetes, Polyporales, Fomitopsidaceae. The transcript has 2 exons. The coding region runs from base 148 to 939 and encodes 263 amino acids. The record is from RefSeq and is a predicted model, not a curated record.
CCGACGCUGCCGUCAAGGCGAUCCUCGACGCCAAGGCACGCGUGGAACGUACCAAGGUCGCCCGCGACGAUGCAGAGGCGCGUCUGCGCGUCAUCCGGGAUGCCUGGACCGAGCUGAACCACUACCUCGCCGCCGACGCUCGCCUGAAUGUCCUUCUCUCGCGUAGUUGCGGACGGCGGUAGCCAGCUCGUCCCCGUCCCCGUGCACGCCGCACGCUCCACCGCUCCCAAUCGCCCAUCGGCCGCGGUUACCUCGCCGUGCCGCACUCCCUCUCUCGCGCCGCGGCUCUCUGCCCUCCCACAUGAACAACUUACGCGCAAGCGCGUCCUCGAGCCCUCCCUCCGCCUCCUUCAUCGCGCCCUCCCAGACGCCCCGCUUCUCCGCCUCGCCAGCUCCUCCUUGCGCACGUCUGCGUGCGCCGCAUCGACGCCAGGUACGCCCUUCGUGCGCGCCUGCGCCUCCUUAAGUGCGAGCACCGUGAGCUCUAGGAGCGCGACGCCCCCGACCCACGUGCUCACCUUCACCUGUGCGUGCUGCGCGUGCGCGUCGACGAGGAACUCGCGUGCGGGGCUGUACGAGCCUGCGGUGCGGUCCGGGCGGCGGCGGCGGCUGCUCUCCCGGCAAUGGUGGUGUCUCGACUCUACUGCGCCGAACGGCCUCGCCACUCACAGUACCACCUCCAACCACAGCCAGCCCUUGAAGAUCAAGAUACCCCUCAAGACGUUGUUCAUGCCACCCAGUACACGCUCGGCAGCCCGCGCGCAGUCUGAAUCCGUUGCGUCGGGAUCAGAGUAUCACGAGAGCAAUGCAUCCAUGGACGUGGACGAAGAACCAGUGCCAGUAGACGAGGAUAAGCCCAAGCCGCUGCAGCCCGAAUACAGGGUCACGCGAAGGUCAUCCGCAGGUCAUACCGAGAAUCAGGGAGCGAAGACGACCUAGUGCUUGAUCCAGACCGCCCUUCCUCGCCCGCGAAAGAAGCGGACGGUGCCAAAGACUAGGAGGAGGAGGAGGAGUCGCAUUACGCGCCUCGACGGCC